AUGCUACUCUCAUUGCCCUACGCCCUCGCGGCACUGUCCCUGGUAGUCGUCGUCGGCCUCGUCCGCCGUCUCAGCUCGCCACUCCGCAGGCUACCAGGGCCGCCCUCGUCCCUCUUGACGUCGCUCGUGCUCAGAUGGAGAGAGCUCAAUGCCGGUCGAACCGCCUAUAUACACAAACUCCACCAACGCUACGGCCCCGUCGUGCGGAUUGCCCCCAACGAGGUGUCGUUUACGUCCUGGCCGGCGUUGAAGGAGAUAUACUGUUCGGGAGGAAGCGGCUACGACAAGUCCAGCUUCUACGAUCUCUUCAAAGUCUAUGGCAGGAGGACCAUGUUCACAAUGCUGAACAAAACAGACCAUGCUGGACGGAAGAGGCUUCUCGCCGACCGCUAUGCCAACUCGAGCGUCAUGCAAGCCGCCCCCAUGCAAGGCAUCCAAGAGCUUUCCCGAGCUUUCCUCCGUCGCUGCACUUCGGUCUCGAAAAGCAAGACCUCGGAGGUUUUCAAAGUGGAUGAAGACAUGAUGCAUCAGUCGACAGCCGACGACAGCUUGCAGAAUCGCCUCAUUUCUCAUUAUAGUCCCACCCUUCAUCGGCUACUAGCGAGCUUUCUCACCCUGUUUGUGAAACCCAGAGAGGUACCACUGGUUGAUGACUACAUCUUGGAAACGAGCAAGUGCAGAGACACCGCCAGUUUCACCCUCUUGAGUCGCCUGGGGCAGAAGGAGGAGCUUGAUGCCAUCGACGUGGCCGCCGAGUGCCUUGAUCACGUAGUCGCGGGCAUUGAUACGACCGGGGAUUCCCUGUGCUUCCUCAUGUGGGAGCUGUCGCAGCCCCGGUCUCUCCCCUACCAACGCAGACUGACGCAAGAACUGCAGAACAACCCUGGAGCACCCGUGGACCAGCUGUCUUUCCUAGACGCCAUUGUACACGAGGGUCUGCGAUGCUAUCCGCCAAUCCCCAUGUCACUGCCGCGUCUCGUGCCUCCGGGAGGUCGCACAAUUGAUGGCUUCUGGCUGCCAGAGCAGACGAUUGUGAGCUGCCAGGCGUAUUCUGUGCACCGCAUCAAUAUGGACGUGUUUCCGGAGCCGGACACAUUCGACCCGGACCGCUGGCUGGGAUCUGACGGUGAAAUCGACAGGCAGCGGCUGCUCUUCGCGUUUGCCAACGGCGGUAGAGGUUGUGUGGGAAAGCAUCUUGCUUUGGCCGAGAUGAAGACGCUAUUACGGGACGUCUACUCUAAGUUUGGCACGACGCCCGAUGCAUCCAUGAAUGAGGAGUCGAUGGCCAUGUACGAUCAGCUCAUCUCGACGCGGCCGCUGGGCCAGAGGUGCUUGCUGCAGUUCAACCCGUUGGAGGAUACAGUCGAGGGCGGCACAGAAGAAAACGACUGGGAGACUGAUAAGCCGUUAAGAUGA
Molecule: messenger RNA, 1416 nt
Organism: Hirsutella rhossiliensis
Lineage: Eukaryota; Fungi; Ascomycota; Sordariomycetes; Hypocreales; Ophiocordycipitaceae
Product: cytochrome p450 domain-containing protein
Exons: 6
Coding region: 1-1416 (471 amino acids)
Molecular function (GO): heme binding; iron ion binding; monooxygenase activity
Source: RefSeq, a predicted model, not a curated record